AUGGCCGGGUUUUUUAACAAGAUCAAAAGCGCCAGCACGCUGCAGCCGUCGACAGCGCAAACUACCAAAGAUGUGGUACCCAAGAAGAAGGAUGAGAUUGUACCAGAGUUGACUCCACUCGAGAAGAUGCUGCAGAAUGCAGGCGCUUUACGAGAAGAUGGAACUGACAAGUUUUUCGGCUUCGAAAACGCGUUGUUCUAUUCCGAUCUGUUUCGAGAAAGCGUAAUCAACUACCCAUCGCUAUCACCAUCUGGAACACCCAAUGGCAGCCGACCAAAGGUUAACGUCACUAUUCGCCCACCAAUGCCGGCGCCCCCGCCUCAACAGCAGAAGAAGGGCAUCAGCAACAAGGAAGCAAUGAAACAAAGACAGGCCAUCAACAACGGUCAGCCUGCACCUGGGCAGCCUGCUAUCAAGCCCGAGGACAAGCCGGAUACUCCCGAAUACAAAAAGAAGCAGGCCAUGCUCAAGGGCCCUAUCCUCGAGUUGGCGCAAGAAAAUGCUGUGGGGUACGGCAUGGAUGAGUGUACCUUUACAGGACUCAAAGAUAUCUUCCUGGCAGUCCUCCAGAGCAGCACUCGAACAGGAGUCCUCAGCCCUCAGCGUUUUCUCGAGAUAUUCAAGCGCGAUAACGAAAUGUUCCGAAACUCGAUGCAUCAGGAUGCCCACGAAUUCUACGGCCUCGUGUUAAACGACGUCAUCGCCAAUGUUGAAGCAAAUGCGAGAAGGCUCCAGGAGCAGCUGGAUAUCAAAGGCAAUGGCGAACUUGCGCAGUCGGUACAGAAUGCCUUGGGAUCCGCGCUGAUGAAUAACAUGACUGGCUACCGCACCCCUGGGACGGGUUGGGUCCACGACAUCUUUGAGGGGGUACUAACUUCUGAGACUAAGUGCUUGACCUGUGAGACAGCGUCACAGAGAGACGAGACUUUUCUCGAUCUGUCAAUUGAUCUCGAGCAGCACUCAUCGGUCACAUCUUGUCUACGAAAGUUUUCGGCCGAAGAGAUGCUCUGUGAGCGAAACAAAUUCCACUGUGACCACUGCGGCGGCCUGCAAGAGGCUGAAAAGCGAAUGAAGGUCAAGCGCUUGCCUAAAGUACUCACUCUACACCUCAAGCGAUUUAAGUACACCGAGGAUUAUAGCCGUCUUCAGAAACUGUUCCAUCGGGUUGUCUACCCCUAUCAUCUGCGCAUGUUCAACACUACGGAUGACGCAGAGGACCCUGAUAGGAUGUAUGAACUCUAUGCUGUUGUCGUUCAUAUUGGUGGCAACGCAUACCACGGCCACUACGUCUCCAUCAUCAAGACCAAGGAUCGCGGCUGGGUCCUGUUCGAUGAUGAGAUGGUUGAGCCUGUUGAUAAGCAUUUUGUGCGCAAUUUCUUUGGCGACAAACCCGGCAUGGCAACUGCGUACGUUCUCUUUUACCAAGAAACGACUUUUGAGAAAGUCAGGGAGGAGCAAGAGAGAGAGGGAAUGGAAGAGGUGAAGUUGGCGACGCAGGCUGCUAAUAUAGCACAAGACGAAAGCUUGGACAAGCCAGAUCCUGCUCCCCUGAAGCGGCAAGUAACAACACCCGUUGCAAUGCCGGAGCACGAGUCUUUGGCAACUCUCGCACAUGCCGCUACAGCAACCGGAGUGCCAUUACCAACUUCACCCAUCGUCGAAUCCCCAAAAAUACCCGAGAUGCCGUUUAUUGGCGCGCCGGGCGUGAGCCUCACAGGCAAAAAAGCCACCAGGAUAGAAACAAAAUCUAGGGAUGAUUUGAAACGAGAGAAGAAGGAGCGCGAGGCCGCUGAAAAGGCGGCGGAGAAGGCGGCGAAGCAAGCCGAGAAGGAGAAAGAAAAGCUCAGAGAGAAACAACUUAGAGAAGACGACAAGAAACGCAGAGAAGAUCAUAUGCAAGCUAUGCAAGCUCGAAGGAAUGAGCAAGAUGAGCUACAAAAAGUACUAGAGGCUAGCAAGAAGUCUGCAGCCGUUGAGGAGGCCGCCAGAAAGAAAGAAGAAGGCGGAUCUUCUGGGUUCCUUGAUCGGUCUAAACGAGGUAGCAAGUCGAUGUCGAAGCGAAGUUUCAGCUUCUUCAAGGACAGGAAUAGCUCCCUGGAUACCACCAUCAAUGGCGACGCUCCAGAGAAAGAAAAAGAAAAGGAGAAGAGGACAGGUCGCAUGAGCAUUGGUCUAGGCAGGAAGAGGAGCACGCCAUUCUUAGCAUAA
Trichoderma gamsii is the source of this 2208-nucleotide messenger RNA. RefSeq lists its product as hypothetical. Gene Ontology annotation, cellular component: nucleus; cytosol. Bases 1 to 2208 code for a protein of 735 amino acids. The transcript is spliced from 3 exons. Lineage: Eukaryota; Fungi; Ascomycota; Sordariomycetes; Hypocreales; Hypocreaceae. Gene Ontology annotation, molecular function: cysteine-type deubiquitinase activity; cysteine-type endopeptidase activity. The record is from RefSeq and is a predicted model, not a curated record. Gene Ontology annotation, biological process: protein deubiquitination.